Paraphaeosphaeria sporulosa is the source of this 501-nucleotide messenger RNA. RefSeq lists its product as uncharacterized. The transcript has a single exon. Bases 1 to 501 code for a protein of 166 amino acids. The record is from RefSeq and is a predicted model, not a curated record. NCBI's taxonomy places the organism in Eukaryota, Fungi, Ascomycota, Dothideomycetes, Pleosporales, Didymosphaeriaceae.
AUGCAGGCUGGUGUCGCAGGAGCUUGGGUCCAUCGACGGCGCAAAAAGCCGUGGAUGCCAUGGCAGGAUGGCUGGGUUGCCAACAACAAGCGGCCCCGCUGCCCGCUGGCGUCCGCUCCGUCUCCACCGGCACAGCGCUCUUCUAGCUUGUCGCGAUGGGCGACGCACGAUGGCUGGAGAAUGCCGACUGAGGGCUGGUCUACGGCAGUGCUGAAGAGGUGUGGAGAGCGAUCGCCCAUCAUGUGGAAAGGGUGGGUCACCGGUGAGGCUGCAAGGCCCAGCGUGCUGCAAUGCAAUGCAGCAGCUGCAAGCGAGGAAUCCGGUCAUGGAAAGUCGGUGAAACUCCACACCCAUCUACUGCCGCGCGUGUCCAGUCACUCGUCGCAUUCGCGAACGGAUGGGUCCGGAGGGAGAGAUCGCCGCGUUGCGACUUUGGACACGUUGAAGAAGAGCCGGGGACGUCCUGGAUCGGACACUUGCGGAAAGGAAAAGUGCUAUUGA